GAGGGACCGGCGAGCGAAGCAAUCGAAGGGCGGAGUGUCGAGUUCCGGCGUUGCGGUGAGGCGGCCAAGGUCGACGAGCUUCGGGGCGCGCGAGUGGCAGCCAUGGGUCACCUCCAAUCCAAGGAGCAAAAGCAUGUACAUGUGAAAGCGAUCAUCGACAGGGUGUUCGAUCAUUUCUGUGCGCACAGUGGGACGGACACGCUAACUUUCCAUGAGCUCUACACUGCCAUUCUUCUUGUUUACAAUGACAUCAACAAGAAAAUACCCGGACCACAUCAUGAUCCACCAGCCAGGGAAGAGGUGCAAGAAAUUUUGAAGACUUUCGAUACGAAUCAAAACGGAGUUCUGGAUAGGGAAGAAUUUGCGGCUUUUCUUGAGAAAUUUACCUCGGACUUAUACGUCGGUAUCAGUAAAAAUGUACUCAUUUUCUCCAUAGGCGCACCAGUCUUGGCAAUGGUGGCCAAAAGAGCCACUGAACAGCUCCCCACGGUUGGUCCAGUGGUGAAACGCGUUCCCAACUUCGUAUAUGCCACCCUCAUCACCACGGCUGUGGCCUUCUUAGGACACUCUAAGGAAUUAGAGUGAAGCCGGCAAUUUUGCAGAGAUUGUCUAAUAGCUAUGAAAUCCGUGUAGCGUAUCUCUCACCCAAAGCUAAUAAAAUUUAGCUAGCUCACUUCUUUUGU
Messenger RNA from Marchantia polymorpha subsp. ruderalis, 683 nucleotides. Lineage: Eukaryota; Viridiplantae; Streptophyta; Marchantiopsida; Marchantiales; Marchantiaceae. The record is from the annotation of a GenBank genome assembly.